Molecule: messenger RNA, 2938 nt
Organism: Phoenix dactylifera (date palm)
Lineage: Eukaryota; Viridiplantae; Streptophyta; Magnoliopsida; Arecales; Arecaceae
Product: DEA(D/H)-box RNA helicase family protein
Molecular function (GO): nucleic acid binding; ATP binding
Source: RefSeq, a predicted model, not a curated record
CCGGCUUCCGCGUUUCGCUACGCCUCGCGACUCUGUCCUUCCUCAUCGGAUCGUUCGCUAAAAACCCUAGCGAUCCUUUCAAACCCUCUCGAGUUCGAUUUCCGCUCCCCCCCACCAUCGAAAACCCUAAACCCUAAUGCAGCGCUCCAAAUUUAAGAAAUCGCUCCCCAGGAAGCAGCGGCGGCUCUCUGAGGCUCGCGAGAUCGAGCUUUUGGACUCACGGAUCGAGGCCAUGAAACCCGACUCCGGCACCAACCCCCUCUCCAUCCCUCCGCCGCCCCCCACCGCACCCGUCGGCCGGAUCCCCGGCGGCUUCUCGCCGUACGCCGGGUGCAAGCUCUUCCGCCAGCUUCCUAUCUCCCAGAAGACCAAGGACGGGCUGGCGCCCAAGUACACCGAGAUGAGCGAGAUCCAGCGCGCGUCGCUGCCCCACUCGCUGUGUGGUCGCGACAUCCUCGGAGCCGCCAAGACCGGCUCUGGAAAAACACUAGCUUUCAUCAUCCCUAUUAUAGAGAAGUUAUACAGAGCAAGAUGGGGUCCUGAAGAUGGUGUUGGGAGCAUCAUAAUAUCACCUACAAAAGAAUUGGCUGGACAACUUUUCGAGGAGUUGAAAACUGUAGGGAAACACCACGGUCUGAGUGCAGGUCUUUUAAUUGGUGGCCGUAAAGAUGUUGAUGAAGAGAAACAACGUGUUAAUAGUCUAAACAUUUUGGUGUGUACCCCUGGUCGACUCCUCCAGCACAUGGACGAGACCCCAAAUUUUGAAUGUUCGCAGCUCCAGGUUUUGGUUCUUGAUGAGGCAGAUCGUAUUCUUGAUGCGGGUUUUAAGAAGGAACUUGAUGCAAUCAUCUCUCAACUUCCCAAACAAAGGCAAACCUUGCUUUUCUCUGCAACCCAAACAAAGUCUGUUAAAGACUUGGCAAGGCUCAGUUUAAAAGACCCAGAGUAUAUCAGUGUGCAUGCAGAAUCCAUGACAGCAACACCUGAGCGACUAAAACAGAUAGCUAUGAUAGUUCCACUUGACCAGAAGUUAAAUAUGCUCUGGAGCUUCAUCAAAGCAAAUGUUCACUCAAAGAUACUUGUCUUUCUUUCGAGCUGCAAGCAGGUUAAAUUUGUCUACGAAGCAUUCAAGAAGCUUCGCCCUGGAAUCCCUUUGAAAUGUCUGCAUGGACGGAUGAAGCAAAAUGUAAGGAUGGCAAUAUAUUUAGAGUUUUGUGAAAAAACCUCCGUUCUCUUUUCCACUGAUGUGGCAUCUAGAGGACUCGAUUUCCCAGCAGUCAAUUGGGUUGUCCAGGUUGACUGCCCGGAAGACAUUCCAGCAUACAUUCACAGAGUUGGCCGCACUGCCCGCUUUACCAGUGAGGGAAAGUCAGUAUUAUUCCUCUUGCCAUCAGAAAAGGAAAUGUUCACAAAGUUACAAGCAGUUGAACCUAAAAUACCAAUUCAACUGAAAAAGCCAAAAACAGAAAAAUUACAAUCAAUAUCUGAACUAUUGUCAUCAUUGCUGGUUAAGUAUCCUGAUAUGCAACAUCUAGCAAAAAGGACAUUUAUCACAUACCUGAAGUCUAUACAUUUGCAACGGGACAAAGAGGUCUUUGAUGUGUCCAAAUUGCCUAUAGAAGAGUUUGCUGCAUCUUUGGGUCUACCCAUGACCCCAAAGAUCCGCUUCAUAAGUCAGAAACAGACAAAGCAAAAACCAUCCGUAGAAACCAUUCAUGAACAAGAGAAUGGAUCCAAGGUUGUGAACAGAGAAAUGCAAAGUAUUGAUAGAUCAAAUAUGGAAAUAGAAGAUGAUGUCCUUUUGCCAAAGGAAACCUCCUUGAUAGAUGCGGAGGGAAACAAACCAGCAGAUUUAGCCACCAGGGUCUUGAAAAAGAAGAAGCUGAAGAUCAAUGUGCAUAGGCCACUUGGAACGAGGGUCAAAUAUGAUGAGGAGGGAAAUGUAAUCCCCCCACUAGCUGUCUUGGCUGAUAUGGAUAGUGGAGAUGGGGCCCUUCACCCUGAUAAAGUUAAAGAGCGAUACGCAAAGUUGAGAGAAGAAAUGAAAGUGCGGGACAAAGAGGACAAACUUCUGCACCAGCAGCGUCUGCGUGAUAGACGAACAAAGGAGAAGAUAAAGCUGAAGAGAUGGAGGGAAGGUGAAGAAGAGGACAUGGAAGAUGGUCAGUCAGAAUCAGAUGAUACUGAAAAAAGAAAGCCCAAGAGAUCAAAGAUAUAUUUUGAUAGUGAUGAUGAUGGUGGUGGGAAGAAGGGAAAAGAGAAUGUGGGUGUCGGUGCAGAUUCUAUAUCGCUAGCAGAGCAGGAAGCCCUGGCACUCAAGCUGUUGAGUUCCAUGCAUUCCUAACCAAGUGUCACUUAAAUCGAAUCUGCUGCUUUGUAGCAUUAUCUACUUUUAAAAUGAUGAAGAGGACACAAAGGAUGGUCAGUGAGGAUCAGAUGAUACUGAAAAGGGAAAGCCCAAGAGAUCAAAGAUAUAUUUUGGUAGUGAUGAUGAUGGUGGUGGGAAGGAGGGAAAAGAGAAUAUUGGUGUCACUGCAGAUUCUAUAUCUAUAGCAGAGCAGGAAGCCCUGGCACUCAAGCUGUUGAGUUCCAUGCAUUCCUAACCAAGUGUUACUUAAAUCGAGUAUGCUGCUUCGUAGCAUUAUUUUCUUUUAAAUUGAGGAGUGGAAUUCCAUCUUUCUGCUGCUUGAAAAUUUUCUGGUGAUCAUUAUUUAUUUGAGCUAGGUUUUUGAACUUUUGCUCACUUGCAUGCUCACCAGCCGAAAGGAAUUUCCUCGAAAAGUUGUUUUAAGGUACUUGAAACUACUUGCUUCAGUAUAGGUUGGAGAGUGCGGCCAUCAAAGCAGCUUUAAAUGUUUUGCUUUUCAAUGAAACAUCAGCUCAAUUGUGGAUCUGUUCAUAUCUAUGUGUAUACCAUAGGAUGUGAUUUGAACUUUUA